This is a messenger RNA of Physcomitrium patens, 1027 nucleotides long. RefSeq names its product large ribosomal subunit protein eL8y. The record is from RefSeq and is a predicted model, not a curated record. Gene Ontology annotation, biological process: ribosome biogenesis. Gene Ontology annotation, molecular function: RNA binding. Lineage: Eukaryota; Viridiplantae; Streptophyta; Bryopsida; Funariales; Funariaceae. Gene Ontology annotation, cellular component: ribonucleoprotein complex.
GGUCUGGGGCAGGCGUGGGUAGAACCUCUUGAUCGCUACUCUUGGAGUUACUCGUGUCCACUUUCGCUGCUCAGGUCUGUAGCAGUUUCUCUUCCCCAGCUCCACUUCCCUUCAGACUUCAAUCAUGGCUCCUAAGAGGGGUACUCUUAAGACUCCGGUCGCAGCCCCCGCCCAAAAGAAACAGGCUCCAGUGAAGACUGUGAACCCUCUGUUCGAGAAGAGGCCGAAGCAGUUUGGUAUUGGAGGAGCUCUCCCGCCCAAGCGGGACCUCCACCGGUUCGUGAAAUGGCCCAAGUACGUGCGCAUUCAGCGCCAGCGACGUGUUUUGAACCAGCGUUUGAAAGUCCCUCCGGCUCUGAACCAGUUCACGAAGACUCUGGACAAGAAUCUUGCCACGAGCUUGUUCAAGUUGUUGUUGAAGUACCGACCUGAGGACAAGGCGGCGAAGAAGGAGCGGCUUCUGAACAAGGCAAAGGCUGAGGCAGAGGGCAAGAGCGUGGAGUCGAAGAAGCCUGUGGUGGUGAAAUACGGAAUCAACCACAUCACGUACCUGAUCGAGCAGAACAAGGCUCAGCUGGUGGUGAUCGCUCACGACGUGGACCCGAUCGAGCUGGUAGUGUGGCUGCCGGCACUUUGCCGGAAGAUGGGCGUGCCGUACUGCAUCGUGAAGGGGAAGUCGCGGUUGGGACAGAUUGUGCACGCGAAGACUGCAACAGCGUUGUGUUUGACAGCGGUGAAAAACGAGGACAAGCACGAGUUUUCGAAGAUCAUCGAAGCAGUGAAGGCGAACUUCAAUGAGAAGUACGACGAGCAUAGAAGGCAUUGGGGCGGUGGCAUCAUGGGUGUCAAGUCACAGGCCAAGACGAAGAUCAGAGAGCGAAUUCUUGCCAAGGAGGCAGCUCAGAGAGCAACUUAAGUUACAUGGCAGCGGCCUGUGUAGUUUUUUUGAUAUGGAAUAUUGUGUUCUUCAUGUGAAGAAUUUUGUUAAUAUACCAUAUCGAAUCUCAGAUUCAUCCGUUUCGGGCCA